UGACGUUAGUUCACUUCGAUAGCUCUACGAGUCUGCACGUGAAUUUUCCCUGGGCUCUCGGCUGUCGUCUGGCUUUCUCAAUUCUCAAAUUCAAUCGGAAUCGGUCAACCAACAAACACGCACGCACACACAAUCAGAGUCUUAAACUUGAGUCUUCAUCUCAAUCUGAAUCUGAAUCUGAAUCUGAAUCUUAAUCUGAAUCUGAAUUCGAGUCUCAAUAACGCAUCUCGCAUACCGCAUCUGUGUAGCUGCAUCAGAGUUUCGGGCUUAUUUGUGAACAGAGAGCAAAUGAUAUGAUCGAAAGCGAAAUUUCCAUAACGAAAUACGCCAAAAAGUGCCAAGUGUUUAAGAGUGCUAACUAAUAAAGAAAAUAAACAAAUUGAUGAAAAAGUUAAGUUGAAAAUCUCGAAAAGAGUUAACGCAGCCUAAGGAGUACUACAACUAGUCAAGAGUGAUUUGCCGACGGAAUUUAUUUUUGGUUCCAUAAACUUGUUGAGCGCGCGCUGCGGGAGCCACGCCCCCGGAAGAAUUAGAAGAUUUUUGCGCCUGCCACGUUACCCGUAAAAGACGUCAAGACGGUUGCCUCACGGUUCGAGUGGAAUGAGCAUAGGGACCCUGGUCUUCCUUUCGAUCGAUCGGUCUACAAAGUCGUUAAACUGAGCCCCAACUUGGAGCCCUACCCCGCCAGCGUGGAGGGCCUGAACAGCCCCAGAGCGGUGGGGAUGGCCGCUACAUCGUACAUGACCCCUCCGAGCGGCGACCUGGACAUGGCCCUUGGCGGCGGUGGCUACCACACCUCGUCGCCGCGCUCGGCGGCCGAUGCCGGUGAGAUGAAGUACAUGCAACACCAUCACCAUCACCAUGCCGCUGCUGCGGCGGCAGCCCAUCAUCAGUUGCCCUCGUCCCCGUCGCCAAAUGGCCAGGGCAACGGCACUGGCGGAUUGGGUGGCCUGGGGCCCGGCUCGGGCCUGGGUUCCUGGAGUGCCCUGCACCCGGAUCCGUGGUCGCUGCCGACCCAUCACACGCACCAUCAUCCCGCCGCCGCCGCCGCUGCCGUCGCCUCGGCGGCCGACACAGUGAAGCAGGAGAUGUCCCAUCUCUCGCAGCAGACUCGCAUCCAGCAGGGCAUGGCCUCGCCCUCGCCCCACGCCGCCUGGCACGCCCCCCAUGCCGGCCACUAUGCGCCCACGGGAUCGCCGCUGCAGUACCACCAUGCGAUGAACGGGAUGCUCCACCAUCCGGGCCAUGCGGCCGCGGCAGCCCACCACCAGAGUGUGGCGCCACUGCAUCACGCCCUGCGCGGGGAGUCUCCGCAGCUGCAUAUCCACGCCCACCACAUGGGCGGUGGCGACCGGGAUGCCAUCAGCGGCGGCGAGGAGGACACUCCGACCUCCGACGACCUGGAGGCCUUCGCCAAGCAGUUCAAGCAGCGACGCAUCAAGCUGGGCUUCACCCAGGCGGACGUCGGCCUGGCCCUGGGCACCCUCUACGGCAACGUCUUCUCCCAGACGACGAUCUGCAGAUUCGAGGCUCUGCAGCUGAGCUUCAAGAACAUGUGCAAGCUGAAGCCGCUGCUGCAAAAGUGGCUGGAGGAGGCCGACUCCACCACGGGAUCACCCACGUCGAUCGACAAGAUCGCGGCGCAGGGACGCAAGCGCAAGAAACGGACCAGCAUCGAGGUGAGCGUGAAGGGAGCCCUCGAGCAGCACUUCCACAAGCAACCGAAGCCCUCGGCCCAGGAGAUAUCCUCGCUGGCCGACUCCCUGCAGCUGGAAAAGGAGGUGGUGCGCGUGUGGUUCUGCAAUCGGCGGCAGAAGGAGAAGCGCAUGACGCCACCGAACACCCUCGGCGGGGACAUGAUGGACGGCAUGCCGCCGGGCCACAUGCACCAUGGUGGCUACCAUCCGCACCACGACAUGCACGGCAGCCCCAUGGGUACCCACUCGCACUCCCACAGCCCGCCGAUGCUGAGCCCCCAGAACAUGCAGUCGGCGGCAGCGGCGCACCAGUUGGCGGCCCACUAGCAAUCAGAAAUCCAGGAGUCGAACUCAGCUGCAGCUGCGUCCACUCCUGCAUCCCUCAAUAGUCUAAGCCAGCAACAGCAGCAGCAGCAACAACAACAGCAGCAGCAGCAACACCAGCAACAGCAGCAGCAACACCAACAGCAGCAGCACACACCCAACACACCUUCGUCGAGUGCGGGAUCGUCGGUGACGAUGACCAGUCAGGUGAUGUCGCCGCAAAGUCCGCUGGGCAGCUCCUCCGCUGGCAAUCAGUCUAACAACAACAAUAACAACAAUAGCAGCACCAACAAUAAUAACAACAACAACGAGGAGCAAGUGAAACACCAUCAGCAACAGCAACAACAGCAGGCCUCCAGCAUAGCAGCCGCUGCAGCAGCCGCCAUGUACAUGGAUCCCAUGCGCUACCAGCAUCCGCACCACCCGCACCCGCAUCCUCACCAGCAUCCGCACCUGAAUCCCGCCCACCAUCCGCACCUGUUCCACACCAGCGACCAGUUGCAGCAUCCGCAGCAGCAGUCCGGCGGCGGCGGCGUCGGUGGUGGCGGCGGUGGCGGUGGCAGCGGACCCGGCAGCAACUCCCAACUGUCGCCCGGCGCCGGCAGCAAUAGCGGUCUACCGCUCCAGCCGCCCAGCUCCGCCUCGCCCGCCGGCUCCGCCUCCAGUGUGCUGGGCGGUCACCUAAAUCUUAAUCCGCUGCACCAGCACCACCACUACCAGCACCACCACCACCAGCAGCACCACCACCAUCAGCAGCAGCAGCAGCAGCUCCACGCCCGCCGCCUCUUCGAGCUGAGCCUCCAGUUUGGGGCGGCGGCGGCGCCGGGAGCGGUCCGUCACUUCAAUAGCUUCGGUGGGGCGGGCGGAGCGGGUGGGGAAUAGCAUUCGUCGGCCGCCUGGUUCGGCUACGAGUCCUCCUAGGACUCGGUGUCGAACGGGUGGCCGCAGUUCAAGCGGGAGCAGCCCUAGAGCCGUACAGUCGAGCUUCUCCAACGUCAACUCUUCCGAGGCCAGUUUCCUAAGAGCUACGACGUCCUGUAGCCAGUUAUUCGUUUGAAAAAAUUAUUUUAAAGACUUUAAAGUGAGUAAGCUUGAGGUUGGAAGAGUUCGACUGUCUAAGGAAAUCCAUAGAAAUAUUAAGUAAGGAUGUUAGUUGAUGGGGAGAUCCUCUUUUUUACCAGUGCAUUAAUCUGUGUUAACUUCAGCUAAAUAGGAGCAGGGAGCCGGGAGCAGGGAGCGGGUAGGAGCGAUGGGGGCUGCCAUCCACCAGUUUAGUUUGUUUUAAAGUUUGAAAAACUUGCUUAAAUUAAAUCAAAUUAACUAAAUUAAAUGUAAACGAAAUUUCCUUUGUAUAAAAAGCGAAAGAAACACGCAAUUCAAAUCAAACGUGAAACCAAGUGAUGUUGUUUUAACCUAAAAACUUAAAAAAGAAAACUAAACGCUAAAAAUUAAACUUAAAUGAAGAAAUUAAAAAACAAAAACUAGUUAAAAGUGCGACCCAAGUGUUAAUGAAACCAAAAAAUGGAAAGAAGAGUAAAGAAAACACAUUCCUCAGCUGCUCUCCAAAAGCAAGGUAAAUGUUUCCAUGCCCAAAAGUCCGCAAAUAUUAUUUCGUUCAACACUAUGUCGGCGUCUACAUAGAUCAAGUUAUAACGCUCAAGAAAAAAAUGAAAAAAUAAGAGAAAAACACGUCAGCAGCAGUAAGACAGUUUGGUCGGUUAUAGCUAGGGUUCUAGGUUCUUAAGCAAGCCGUGUUUAUAUAUAUUAUAUAUAUAUGCAGCCAGUAGAUUGUACUCUAAAAAAUUUAUAUAUAAACAAAAGUAAUAAUAAAUAAAUACACGAAACCAGAAAAAUGAAAAAUGUAGAAUUUAACGCGCGGCGAAGUAAAAAAAGACGAGAUGAAGAAAUGAAUUAAGUAAAAUAUGAAAAUCGAAAAUCCAAAACAUCUGUAAAUAAACAACUUACAGUUAAGUCAUAUUUUUAGCUUUAAAUGCAAUUGUAGAUUUUUUAAUAAACCCUUAAAAAAAUGAUAAAAAUCCAACAGAAAAAAAAACAAAAAACCACAUUUAUAAAAUAUAAAUUGUAAUUUCUAGGCGGUAAUUUUUAAUGAAUAGGCACGUGAAGUUUAGUUACUUAGUACUGUACUUUCUAUAUAAGCAAGGAAUCGAAUGGAAAACAAACAAGAAUAUAGCUAAAUCUUAAAAUUUAAACAAACAAAUAAUCAAAUACCACAAAUGCUAAAUUGUAAUAUAUUAAUUGAUGUACAUUAAAAAACCGAAGGCAGCAUAAAUGCUAAACCACAAAAUUGAAAUUAUUUCAACAACAAAAAUAAACGAAAAUUGUGUAAAAAAAUC
Drosophila bipectinata is the source of this 4375-nucleotide messenger RNA. It is a transcript of the gene vvl, whose product is annotated as ventral veins lacking. Gene Ontology annotation, molecular function: RNA polymerase II cis-regulatory region sequence-specific DNA binding; DNA-binding transcription factor activity, RNA polymerase II-specific. The record is from RefSeq and is a predicted model, not a curated record. Gene Ontology annotation, biological process: regulation of transcription by RNA polymerase II. NCBI's taxonomy places the organism in Eukaryota, Metazoa, Arthropoda, Insecta, Diptera, Drosophilidae.